AAAACCUUACAACAACAAAUCCCGGAGGAUGCUGAUGGCCAUACACCAUCAUUGUGCUUUCUGGUGACAAGAACAAAAUUGCAGGGCUAUCAGACGACCGUCGGCGAUCGCGGAACGCAGCUGUCCGGUGGACAGAAACAGCGAAUAGCGAUUGCACGUGCACUUGUCCGCGAUCCCAAGAUUCUUCUACUCGACGAGGCUACCAGCGCUUUGGACGCUGAAAGUGAAGCAGUCGUGCAAAGGGCACUAGAGAAGGCUUCUGUUGGUCGCACGACGAUUAUCAUUGCUCAUCGGCUAUCAACAAUCAAAAAUGCAGACAAGAUCAUUGCAAUGAGGGCUGGUGAAGUGGUCGAAGUCGGUACUCAUGAAGAAUUACUGUCCAACAAAGGGCUUUACUACGACCUGGUACACGCACAAACGUUCACCGAUGCAGUCGAUGAUGUCAAU
Ostertagia ostertagi is the source of this 447-nucleotide messenger RNA. Lineage: Eukaryota; Metazoa; Nematoda; Chromadorea; Rhabditida; Trichostrongylidae. The record is from the annotation of a GenBank genome assembly.